Anopheles stephensi (Asian malaria mosquito) is the source of this 2162-nucleotide messenger RNA. RefSeq lists its product as uncharacterized. The transcript has 2 exons. The coding region runs from base 1150 to 1755 and encodes 201 amino acids. Lineage: Eukaryota; Metazoa; Arthropoda; Insecta; Diptera; Culicidae. The record is from RefSeq and is a predicted model, not a curated record.
GAGAGCAUUGCGCAGUUGUUCGAGCCAUGCCCGAAUGAUGAACAGUGUUGGCACUGUUGGACUUCGUCUCGUCUUGGCGAAUAGCGCUCCCACCUGACACUGGUGUAGUUGAGGUACUUGAUAGACUGAACCUCGUCAAGGGUCGUGAUUCCUGUUUUGAAGGAAACCACGAAUAGUUUGGAUGGUGCCUUUAAAGCAACGCCAGCAUGUAGCUCACGCACUUGCAAGGGCCGAAAACCGCAUUCCUUCAACAUGUUUUCAACGCGCAACUCAUUGCCGAAGCGCAGGCCCUUAAGAAUAACCCGAAAAGGUUUAUCCCCCGGGAAGUCGUGGGUAAAAAACUCACGGUUGAAGCUGGCUAAUAAAAAUUUAGCAGCUUCGUGAUCUUUCCACGUUUUGCAGAAUAUUCUGCAGCAACUAUCUGCAGAGAAACUAAACGAUGCGUCCAGUUCACCUCGUUGAGUAGCAGCACAGAGAGAGCUGUAUUGCUCUUCGUUUAGGUUACGCACUGUUACCGGUGGGAUUUUUUCAUUGCGAGAGAAAGUGCUCUCCGGAGUAAUGAGAUCACCGUCUGUUGCGUCCAGCAACAAGCGCUCCUCACUUAGUACGCGUUUCGGACUUUCGACAGUUUUUAACAACUUCGAAUGCGUUGAAAUUUUAGUACGACUUUAUUCGAAAGUUUAAAAUCAGCUGCGUUCAUCCGCUGCGUGUUGAAAGAGAGCUCAUCUCGGCGCGCGCCGAGUUUUUAUUCGUUUUCCAGCCUCCGGUCAAUCACCCUUCACCGCUGCUGGUGAGAGUUCAUGUUUUAGGAUUCUCCUGAGCGAAUUCGCUUCGUUUCGCCGGUGUUAUGUCCGCAGCUAAAAGAUGAUCCGCUCCGCUCCGCUGUCAAAACGACGUGGACCGUUGCGUACGCGACACUGACCCCCGGUGUUUGCCUCGUUAAACACAUUGUUUUGGUCUCACGUCGAUGUGUGCUAUCUUCACUGCCGGGCGUUCCAGGACUUUUCCGUUGCUAAGUUGCACCUGAACGCGUCGCACCGCACCGUCUUGCGAUUGCACGGCUUGGAUGAUCCGUCCUCUCGGCCAGCAGCCUCUGGGUAGCGCCUCAUCCACUAUCAGCACUAGGUCGCCCUCCUGUAGCGGACGCUGAUGUUGAAACCACUUGCUGCGUCUGGUGAGUGUUGUGCUGCCGAGGAGUCAAGGAAUGGUGAAAGAGGUUUUACGCCUGAGGAAGAGCCCAAUAAUAAGUGGUUUGGUGUUAGUGGUGCGUCGUCGUCGCUGUCAACCGGUACGUGUGUUAGUGGACGCGCGUUGAUUAUGUGUUCCACCUCGAUCAACCAGUUCAUCAAUACGGCGUCUGUGGGUGUCUUCGUAAACUGCAUGCCGGAUAAUGUUCGCUUCACGGAUUGUACCAAUCGUUCCCAAGCGCCUCCAAAAUGCGGCGCGCCAGGUGGGUUAAACGUCCAUUUCGUAUCGGGAAGAUACAUCGCUUUUAUGAUCUGGUCCGAAUUAAUGUGUUUCACGGCCUCUUUUAGUUCUCGAUCGGCUCCGACGAAGUUCGUUCCUCUGUCGGAUAGAAAUUCAAUAGGGGUGCCCCGACGAGCUAUGAAGUUACGGAUGGCCAUGAUGCAGGAGCUUGUUGUCAUACUGUGGGCGAUUUCGAUGUGCACCGCUCGUACUGUAAGGCAUGUAAAGAGCACGCCCCAACGCUUCUCCUGCCUACGCCCGAUGGCAACCAUGUACGGUCCGAAGUAAUCUAUCCCAGUAUAUGUAAACGGCCUCUCGUAUGGCGAUACACGAGCUUCUGGAAGUCCACUCAUCAUAGGAGGUUUCGGUGCGGCUUUGCGGAUCCUGCAUACCAUACAGUUUUUUCGCACUCGAUGACAGGCACUCCGCAGCGCUGGAACAUCGAAUCUUUGCCGUACCUCGUUCAUGACCGUUUGAUGAUUCUGGUGUUGAUACUUCCUAUGAUACUCCGCAAUCACUAGGUCGGUGAGCCAGCAUCUUUUAGGAAGUAUUAUCGGUCGUUUCAUGUCGUUCCCUACAAGGCGACAGGCAUCGAUCCGUCCUCGUACUCGUAACGCUCCGUCGCUGUCCAUAUAUGCGCUGCUUCUAUAAGGAGGACUAUUUUUAUUUAUUUUUCUUUUAGUGCCAUUCGAACC